UCAGCAUAUAGAAAGAAUCACAGCACCGAGACCGCGCUACUCAAAAUCACUAAUGACAUUUUGCUUAAUAUGAACAAGCAACACGUAACGCUUCUGGUGGUACUGGAUCUUAGUGCCGCUUUUGAAACCAUAGAUCAGGACAUUUUGCUUGAUCGUAUGUCAACUAAACUUGGUAUUGAAGGUGUUGUUUUGAAGUGCUUCGGUUCUUACCUUAAAGGUAGAUCACAACGAGUUGCUGUGCAUGGAGCAGUUUCUGAGAAGUUCGAUCUAAGUUGGGGGGUCCCACAGGGUUCGUGUCUUGGACUCAUACUUUUUACCAUCUAUGGUAGUGAACUUUUUAAUGUCAUCAAAAAUCAUCUUCCAAAUGUUCACUGUUUUGCUGAUGAUACCGAGUUAUAUCUUUCCUUCAAUCCUAGUAAGGAGCAUGGAGAUGUGAAAGCUGCCAAGAGCAUGGAAUUGUGUGUGAACGAUAUUAAGAACUGGAUGUCCAAGGAUAAACUUUUAAUGAAUGAUGUCAAGACGGAGUUCCUUAUAAUAGGAACGAGGCAGCAGUUAGAGAAAGUGGAUCUCAAUUGUAUAUCGAUCGGCGCUGUUGACAUCUCGCCUUCUAAUUCUCCUAUUAAGAGCUUAGGCGUGUGGUUGGAUAGGAAUCUAUCUAUGGAUGCUCAUAUUACACGAACAUGCUCAACUGCCUUCUAUUAUUUGUAUAAUAUUAGAAGGAUUAGACCAUAUCUCUCUAGACAGACCACCGAGAUACUUGUCCAUACGUUCAUAACCUCCACGCUUGAUUAUUGUAAUAGCUUGUUUUAUGGUAUACCAUCAUAUCAACUCCAUAAACUUCAACGGAUUCAAAAUGCAGCGGCCCGUCUCAUUUUUAGGGAGA
This is a messenger RNA of Paramuricea clavata, 883 nucleotides long. The record is from the annotation of a GenBank genome assembly. NCBI's taxonomy places the organism in Eukaryota, Metazoa, Cnidaria, Anthozoa, Malacalcyonacea, Plexauridae.